AUGGCAGGCUGCAAGAUACUCUUUCUCUUUGUUUUAUCUCUUGCCAUUACUUUUGUCUCUCCUGCUCGGCUUCUUAAUGAAGAAGAAGAUAUUGGCUUGGUCCCUGUGCCUACCACAACGUCUGGUUCAGGCCUCUUCCCCACUUCAACUGGUAUCACUACAGGUGCAAGUCCAGCCUCAGGCGGUUCAGGUCCUUUGAAUACUUUAAGUGGCUCUGGACCUCUACCAACCACUGGUUCUGGUUCUUUACCGGUUGCUAGUUCGGUUCCCUUGCCUGCUACUGUCCCCGGUUCUCUUCCAACCACCGGUUCAGGUCCCGUUCCGGUUGCUAGUUCUGGUCCUUUGCCUGCUGCUGGUUCAGGGCCUUUGCCGACUGCUGGCUCAGGUGCAGGUGGUUUACUUCCCGACCACACAUUAGUCUUCUUUAUGCACGAUAUACUCGGUGGCUCAAACCCAACAGCCAGGGCUGUGACCGGAGUCGUUGCAAACGCAGCUCUCAGUGGCCAGCUUCCAUUCGCCAAACCCAACGGCGCAAACCUCCCUGUCAGCAACGGCGUUCCAUCUAACAGUAACAACAACGGAAUCCUCAACAACAACAACGUCCCGCUUCUGGUCGGUCUGGGAGGAACCACUUCCAGCAUUCUACAGAACAACGGGAACAGCCUCUUGAACGGUCUCCCCGUGGCUAAUGGCGGUCAGCUCCCAUCUGGUUCGUCCCUUCAGAUGCUCAUGUUUGGGACGAUGACGGUGAUGGACAACGAGCUAACGGAAGGGCAUGAGCUCGGGUCAGGUCUGCUUGGCAAAGCUCAGGGCUUCUACGUGGCGAGCGCGGUGGAUGGAACUAGCCAGACUAUGGCCUUCACGGCUAUGUUUGAGAGUGGUGGUUAUGAAGAUAGCAUCAGUUUCUUCGGUGUGCAUAGAACGGCUGCAUCGGAAUCUCAUCUUGGGGUCAUGGGUGGUACGGGGAAGUAUGUGAAUGCGAGAGGAUAUGCCGUUGUCAAGACUUAUACUGGUGGCAGUGGGAACACACAGCAGCCGCACCAGUUCACAGAUGGGCUUGAGACUGUUCUGGAGUGCACCGUUUAUCUUUCUUACUAGUUUUUUUUUCCUUGUUGUAUUUGAAUUGCGUUGUGUUGUGUUGUAUCGUAAUAUGUAACAACAAAGCCUAUUAAUUUGAUAACAAAUUUCAUGUUGAUUACAAGUUAUAUAAGCUUCACUUUCUCGAUCAUGGUCUUGAUUGGUAAGGAAUAAGGAUUAUUUAAGCUUUUAACUUUUAGACUUUUGACCAUUGUUAUGUGGAAAACAUAUUGAUCAAUAUGAAACUGAUCUAGAUUAUAUAAAAAAUUAAGUGAAACACACAACAUAUUUUUAGAAAUUUUUUUUGAAAUACUAUAACAUAGAUACUAAUUUCUAAUACUAUAUUUAUGAAAAAUAUUUAACAUUUGGGUUUAAAGUUAAGUGGUUCUUGUUUAAGAGAUAUGGUUGGGUUUAUAAUUUUUUAUAAAUAGUUUAUAAAUAAUUUUUAAAAUAUUUAUAAAAAUUAAAAAGGGUUAAUAUAAUUUUUUAAUCAUAAAUAUAAGAUUUUUAUGAAUAAUUAUUAUUUAAAGUUAAAUUUAUAUGUAAUAUAAACAAUGGUAGAAAUAGAAUUCUCUUCACUUUUAUGAGGCCCACAAGUGUAAGUUUUGAUUUAGGCCUCCAAAAGAUUUGGGCCAGCCUCUCGCAAUGUGUUCUAUGAAUCUAGAAAAGGCAAAUACUUUCAGACGUUAAUCAUUUUUAAGCUACACUAUAUAAUCCCAAUAACAAAGUAACGAAAGGCGAGAACAAAGGCAAAACAUAAUUAUUUUAGUAAAAAUAUGUAAAAUAUAUUUUAAAUUUAAAAUAUUAAUGAUGAUAUUUGACCGACAAUCUUUUAUGGCUCGUUGCUAAAAAUGUCAAUCAUUCGACACAGCAGUAGUGUAACUCUACAAAAUUAAAUAAAAAAGAAUUGUGGUUGGGAAGUGAAGUUGUUAGUUGAAUAAGUCUACAAAUAUUAUUCUGUUCAGAAAAGAAGUCCACAAAGAUUAUUUAUAUUAGUAUCCGCAUGCAAACAUGGGAGGUAUACCAAUUUGUUCCACGUAUAUGCCGUAGCCAACUAGCCAUACAUUUUUCUGUUUGCACAAAAAAAAAGGUAGGAGAUGUAUGUAUACUAUCUUUAGAGAAACCACAGUUCAUACUUCAUACGUCUUCGUUGUCCAUAUUUUGCCUGCAUAAUAAGAUUAUCUCUCUGUCAAUUUAAUUCCACAUCAGAAUCUGAUUUUAAUUGUGAUGUCUCUGUGAGUAUUAUUAAUCCUUGGAUGUCUCUACGAUUUUAGUAUAGAAGUUGAAGUGUUGAUCUGAAUAAUAUAGAAUGGAAAUAUGGUAUUUUAUUUAUUUUAUACCACUAUUCUAGCAUUGAUUUUAAAUGAAAGUGCAUGGUUUUAAAUAGAAACUCGAACGAAAAAUGUGAAUAGCUUGUUAAGUAAUUCAUAUUUCGGCCAUAAGAAUUUAAACUUCAGUUAUUCAUGGGUGGUCAAUCAUUUAUUUUUGACAAUAUUUAUAAGGAAAAACGAUAGACAUUGAAAAAGACAUUGUGAUUCAAUAAUUCAGUAAAUCGCUUAAAUAUUUGUGAAUAAGAGUUUUUUUUUUUUGAAAAAAAUGAAUAAUAUAUGAACAACCACAAGAAAAAUCAAACUAAUACUAAAUGAGAAUGAGAUGAGUCAGUGACCAGCAAACUAAAUACACCAGCAAACAUUAACUUCUUCAUUAUUAGUAGAAUAACCUCUAACUAGACUACUUUUAAUGCUCUCACAAAAGUAAACCCGUGAUUGCCUUUGUCAACGUCAACCUAAUGUGUCUAUAUAUGCUAUUAUUGGUUGUUAAAUUGUUUUAUUACCUCAUUGUAACUCGAAGAAAAAAAUCUUAGUUACUAAUGAAUUUUGUAAUAUAUCCUCAACUGUUAUAAAAUUUGUAGCACUUCUAUUCAUAACUUUUAAAAAACAUCAUGAGUUUCUAUCAAAUAUUUGAAACUUAAAAAAAAAAAUCUCAAUUUUGGCAAUAUCCAGCCCCCAUAAUAGAAAGCAUCAGAGCAAAAAAAAAGUAGACUCUUUGUUGAGUCAACUGGCUAUUGGGAUUGCUAAUCUACAAACUUUGUCCCUUUCAAGUUACCAAUAACAUUUCUUAAGUAGCUGCAUGAUUAAAAGAGGAUAGGGUUUUAAUGUGAAUCGAUUAAUAAGUUAUUUAAGGGACCAAGGAAAGGACGUAUAUACAUGCAGAUGGUGUGAGUAAGCGUUGGACGAGGGCUUUGUAGUAGUAAAAGAAGGGUCGACGUGAUUAAGUUGGUGGAAGUUGAGACUAGCUUAUCACAGCACUCUCACUUGUAUCCAAGAAGUUCAUGAUUUUCCUAAACCUUCGUCAUACUCACAGCUCACCAAAUCUCUUUAUUGCUCUUUCAUCUACAACCUAAUAUAUAGAAUAUAAAAUAAAUAUCAUUGGCUACCCAAACUAAUCAUAAAUAAUUUACACUCCAAACUUCUAUAACCUUUGGUCCAUCAAACGUCAAUCUAUGCAAUCAUGCUAUAAAAGCUUAUGAACACCAUACAUCAUUCAUGAAUCUCUAAAUACAACAACUAAUUACGAUACUAACCAGAUACGAUGGCUUGAAAAGUCACAACGUACUAAUAACGGCCUCGUGUAUUCAGAUUCAAUAAAUAGACACUUGAUUUGUAUACAUGAUACAUCCACAUCAAUGCACCAAUUAAUUUUAACUAUAAAAUUGUGCUUCUAAUUACUUUUUUUCCAUUAUAGGCAACUAAAACUAAUGUCUUAUAUUUUGAUCAAAAAAAACUAAUGUCUUAUAUUAAUUAUUAAUUAGUCUAUAAGUUGUGGAAACACCGUAAUCUAGUGGUUAAGGUUUAAAGACUUCUACACCCAUAUUUGGAGUUUGAAUCGUAGGCAACACAAUUUUUAUAUUAAAAAGUCUAAGCUUCAAUUUCCGUAAAAUUGUGAAUUAUAUAAAAAAUUUGAAAAAAUUAAAAAAAAAUGCUUACAAAAAAUAUUUAGCAUGGCACAAAGAAUACCGUCAAAAAUGAAUAUCAUAGGACGACACUCGUUUAUGUAAUGUUUCUCGUAAUUUAUAUCCGUAUAAUAACCAGACAAAAAAAUAGUCCAUAAGCUGUUUUUAACUGAACAAGUGAUCUUAAGAUUCACACCAGUGUAAUGAUUUCAUAGUACUAAAAAGGACGAUCACGAUUGUAAAUCACAAAGAUGCUUCAGAUUUGUUGUCAAAACUGACGACCGGAGAAUAGGCUGAUUGAUUUGACCUUCAAACCUGGAUUCGCUAAAUCCCCUGUAAUAUAUGAACGGGCACAUUUCUACAACAUGAAAGUCAGGGCCGGUUCUUGACUUUUUUUUUUUUUGUCAUCUAGUAGAUUAAUAUUAACUUUGAACAGAGUAUCAUACAAAGCCAGCAAAGGUUUAGCAAAGGUUUGCAACCUCUCUAGAGCCAUAAGCCGGCAAGGUGAUAUGCACCAUCCGGAGCCAAAGAUUAGAACAAACAUUGAACCAUAAACUAAACAAAAGAAAAAGACAAUGUUGAUUAGGACCAUAGGGAGAUACACGAAGCACUUCCAAAAUGAAGAAGCUUAACGGAGCCGGAA
This is a messenger RNA of Brassica rapa (field mustard), 4673 nucleotides long. Its product is annotated as dirigent protein 25. The record is from RefSeq and is a predicted model, not a curated record. NCBI's taxonomy places the organism in Eukaryota, Viridiplantae, Streptophyta, Magnoliopsida, Brassicales, Brassicaceae.